Messenger RNA from Dichotomopilus funicola, 702 nucleotides. RefSeq names its product glycoside hydrolase family 61 protein-like protein. Bases 1 to 702 code for a protein of 233 amino acids. NCBI's taxonomy places the organism in Eukaryota, Fungi, Ascomycota, Sordariomycetes, Sordariales, Chaetomiaceae. The record is from RefSeq and is a predicted model, not a curated record. The transcript has 3 exons.
AUGAAGCUUCUCCCACCGGUGCUGUUCCUCGCAGCCACGGCUCAUGCUCACUACCGCUUCCCCAAGCUCAUCGUCAACGGCGUGGCCGAAGCCCAAGAAUGGGUCUCAGUCCGCCAGACCAAGAACUUCCAGAGCAACCAAGGCGUGACCGACGUCAACUCGCCCGACAUCCGAUGUUUCCAAAACAGGGCUGGCACAUCCGUGGCCAAGGUCGCAGCGGGCGAUCCGCUCGGGUUUGUGGCCAUGGCAGAGAUUAGCCACUUCGGCCCUGUGUCCUUCUACAUGGCGCGUGUGCCCGAGGGCCAGGAUAUCAACUCGUGGGCGGCCGACGGGAAGGUAUGGUUCAAGGUGGGGGAGAUAUCCGCUGUCGAGAACGGCGGUGGCCCGUUGACGUCGGAUGAGAAAACUUGGCCCGCGUACAAACAAACCUCAGUGGAAUUCACCAUCCCCACCGCCCUGCCUAGCGGUCAAUACCUCGCCCGCGUCGAGAGCAUCGCGUUGCACCAAGCCUCUAGCAUCGGCGGCGCACAGAUCUAUUUGUCCUGCGCGCAGGUUGAGGUCACAGGCGGCGGCAGCGGCACGCCGGGCCCGUUGGUGUCGUUCCCCGGCGCGUACCAGGCGAGUGACCCGGGUCUGCUGUGGUCGUAUUACCCGCUUGCGACGAGCUAUAAGGCGCCGGGUCCGGCGGUUUGGCUGGGGUGA